Molecule: messenger RNA, 3177 nt
Organism: Oldenlandia corymbosa var. corymbosa
Lineage: Eukaryota; Viridiplantae; Streptophyta; Magnoliopsida; Gentianales; Rubiaceae
Source: the annotation of a GenBank genome assembly
CAAAUUUCCUAUUUUUUGGCUUUUAUUCCCAAAUUUCCCCUUUUGACGAACCACUAAAUAUUGUUAUUAAUUCUUACAAGCACUACUUAAGAAAUGGUCAUUACUCAUUUGUCAUGACUGAAAAAAAAAAAAAAACCUCUUUUUUAGGACCACAACUAAACAAGGCUUACAGCUCUGCUAGUUUUUAUACUUGUAGCUUUAGCUGUAAGAAUUGAAUUUCUUUUUUUCUUUUUUCUUUUUUCCAGUUGGAUUCCAUCCCUUUUAAUUUAUUUCUUUGCCUUGCAAGUAUAAAUGUCAAUCUCACUUCUCUUUUUCUCUGAUUCAUCACUUGUAGAAAGUAGAAACCCAAAACUUUCUUCUUCUUCUUUCUUCAAAUUUCACCAUAACACUUCCCAAAGAAUUAAUCCCCCACUUUCCUUCCCCAAGUAAAUCAUAUAUUCAUUAAUCAAAUUCAAUGUACAUUCAUUCCUCAUCACUCCAUCUUCUCCAAGAAAAAGAACCCAAGAGUUUCUUCAUCUAAUCUCAUUCAUUGGAAACAGGGGAAAACAGAGGAUUAUUGAAGGGAAAAAAAAAAAAAGCAACCCACAAACAAAAUGCAUAAUCACUGGGGAGGGUCGUUCGAGAUAAAUUCCGGCGACCAUCAGUCGUUGACGGAGGACGAAAAGAGCCGGAACAUGGAGUGGGACAGGGCGUCGGUUUCGCACCAGCAGCAUUAUCAACACCUGGAUGAGACGCAACAGAGUUGGCUGUUGGGGCCGCCGGAGAAGAAGAAGAAGAAGUAUGUGGAUUUGGGUUGCGUGGUUUGCAGCACCAAAGCCCUGAAAUGGACGGCGUACGGGAUCUUGAUCGCGUUCUUCCUGAUCGGACUUCCGGUGAUGAUCGUCAAGCUGGUGCCUAAGCAUAAGGAGAAGCCGCCGGUUCCGGAUAAUUACACUCUUGCACUCAACAAGGCGCUUCUCUUCUUCAACGCCCAAAAAUCUGGGAGAUUGCCCAAGGACAACAAAAUACCUUGGAGAGGGGAUUCAGGAUUACAAGACGGAUCAACAUUGACUGAUGUCAAAGGAGGAUUAGUUGGAGGAUAUUAUGAUGCAGGAGACAACAUUAAGUUCCAUUUUCCAAUGUCAUUUGCAAUGACAAUGUUAAGUUGGAGUGUGAUUGAGUAUGAACACAAGUACAGAACCAUUGAUGAGUAUAAUCAUGUUAGAGAGCUCAUCAAAUGGGGAACUGAUUACUUGCUCCUCACCUUCAACUCCUCAGCCACAGAUAUUAACAAAGUUUACAGUCAGGUGGGAACUGCAACGAAUUUUUCUACAACACCAGAUGAUCAUUACUGUUGGACAAGACCUGAAGAUAUGGAUUACCCUCGACAAGUGCUGAGAGCUGAUACAGCUUCAGACCUUGGUUCUGAAAUGGCAGCAGCAUUAGCGGCAGCAUCCAUUGUUUUCCGUGACGAUGAUCUCUAUUCCAAAAAACUUGUUAAAGCUGCCACAACUGUGUUUGCCUUUGCCAGGGAUAAGAAUAGGGGAAGGUAUUCCAAUGGCAAUUCUUUCAUUGAGCCCUUUUACAACUCCACUGGAUAUUGGGAUGAGUUUUUGUGGGGUUCUGCCUGGAUGUACUAUGCUACUGGAAAUGUGACCUACCUUCGAAAAGCAACAGCACCUGGUGGCUUUACAAAGCAUGGAAAAGCAGACAGAAUGAUUCCGGAUUUGAGUGUGCUGAGUUGGGAUAAUAAGUUCCCUGCUGCUAUGUUGCUACUGACCAGAAUGAGAAUGGUCUUGAACCCGGGCUAUCCUUACGAGGAAAUGCUGAAGAGCUAUCACAACCUGACUGGCCUUACCAUGUGUUCUUAUCUUCAAAGAUACAAUGUGUUCAAUUGGACUCAAGGGGGCCUGAUCCUGCUGGACCAUGGACGCGGGCAAAAUCUUCAAUACGUCGCCAAUGCAGCUUUCUUGGCAUCUCUUUUCGUUGAUUACAUGAAUGUCACUGGUGUUCCUGGCUGGCAUUGUGGUCCUACCUUCAUACCAAGCCAAGUUCUCCGCGAUUUUGCCACUUCUCAGGUUUGCAAUUUUUAUUUUUUUAAAACCUGAAAUUAUAACCUCAAGGAUCAAGCUCUUCAGCAGACAAUGUUCUAAUUCAUUCUCACCAUUUCUUUUUCUCUCUCCUUUUUUUUUUUUUUGGUGUCGUGCUGCACGUACAGAUGAACUACAUUCUUGGUGCGAACCCCCUAAACAUGAGCUAUGUAGUCGGAUUUGGCUCCAAAUACCCUAAACAUGUGCACCAUCGAGGUGCAUCGAUCCCUCAUGACAAAUUGAAAUACUCGUGUACCGGCGGAUGGAAGUGGCGAGACAGCAAGAAUCCAAAUCCAAACACCAUUGCUGGAGCUAUGGUUGGAGGGCCAGAUAAGUUUGAUAAGUUCAAAGAUGUUCGGGCGAACCACACUUACACUGAGCCUACACUUGCUGGAAAUGCAGGCCUGGUUGCUGCACUUGUGUCCCUGACAACCAGCGGAGGCCUUGGUGUCGAUAAGAACACUAUCUUCACAGCUGUUCCACCACUGUAUGCACCGAAUCCACCCCCACCACCACCAUGGAAACCUUGAAAGGGAAAUGAAAAUGAUUUCUGUGGCCACCUCUGAAUUCUGCCUCAUUUACCAUUUUACUUUGUACAAAAGCAUUACAUUUUAACCAAUUGGUCAUAUCUGGAUACGAAUCGGACUCAGCAGAGCAUUGCCCUUGUAGUACAAUUUUUCUAUGAGCUUAGCAAGAAUCCUUUUUGUAAAGUUGAGACAAAGGAUCAUAUACAUGCUAUCCAGGUAAAGCAAGUUUUGCAAAUGAUCUUGUUGGCAUGCAUUUCAUGGUCACCAAAAGAAAGGUCUUGUUUCUUGAACUAAUAUAGUACAACAAACAUGUUCAACCCGGAUCAGUUUUACUUUAAUUACAAUACCCAAGAGUUCUAACAAAAUAAUGGUUCUGAUAAGGUUAUUAAUUAACUACAUUGUCAACACUUCAUUAAACUAUUAAAGAAUAAACUGUUGUUGGAAGACUUGACCAAUGGAAACUUAUAAUCAACUAAAUAAGAAGAAGGCAGAGACUUGGCAACAUAUACUGUAACUUAAAAAAGGAAACAUUUCAGUAAAUUUAUGAGUGUUGGAGGAUGGACUUUCAAAGAUAAUACUCC